Trichosurus vulpecula (common brushtail) is the source of this 4684-nucleotide messenger RNA. RefSeq names its product enhancer of mRNA decapping 3 (gene EDC3). Lineage: Eukaryota; Metazoa; Chordata; Mammalia; Diprotodontia; Phalangeridae. The record is from RefSeq and is a predicted model, not a curated record. Gene Ontology annotation, cellular component: P-body. The transcript has 7 exons. Bases 100 to 1620 code for a protein of 506 amino acids. Gene Ontology annotation, biological process: deadenylation-independent decapping of nuclear-transcribed mRNA; P-body assembly. Gene Ontology annotation, molecular function: mRNA binding.
GGCGGAUGUGACGGCAUCACGUCGGCGUGGGGACGCCCAGGCACUUCCGGCCGGCGGCGGGCGGCGGCGACGCUGGGGUCUUGAUCCCAUAUCAGAAACAUGGCUUCAGAUUGGCUGGGCAGCAUUGUAUCCAUCAACUGUGGGGACAGCCUGGGAGUCUAUCAGGGAAGAGUAUCAGCAGUGGACCAGGUCAGCCAGACCAUCUCUUUGACCCGGCCUUUCCACAAUGGAGUGAAGUGUUUAGUGCCAGAAGUCACCUUUAGGGCCGGUGACAUUACAGAGUUGAAGAUUCUGGAGAUACCAGGUUCUGGGGACAGCCAGCAUUGUGGAGACCCACAACAGACAGAAUUAGGCCUACCUAGUGUUGGCUGUCAGGUGGGAAUUAAUCAGAAUGGCACAGGCAAGCUGCUCAAGAAGUCCACAUCCUCCAGUGCCCCCCAGAACAUCCCCAAGAGAGCAGAGAUGAAGACCCAGGAUGUUGCCAUUUCACCACAACAACCAUGCUCAAAGAGCUAUGUGGACAGGCACAUGGAAUCUUUGAAUCAGUCCAGAAGCUUCCGUCGUCGACACAACUCUUGGUCAUCUAGCAGUCGACAUCCAAAUCAAGCAACUCCAAAGAAAAGCGGCAUAAAGAAUGGCCAGAUGAAGAAUAAAGAUGAUGAAUGUUUUGGGGAUGAUAUUGAAGAGAUCCCAGACACAGAUUUUGACUUUGAAGGGAACCUGGCCCUUUUUGACAAAGCAGCUGUAUUUGAAGAGAUCGACACUUAUGAGAGAAGGAGUGGUACCCGUUCCCGGGGCACCCCUAAUGAAAGACCUGCUCGAUACCGUCAUGAUGAAAACAUAUUGGAAUCCGAACCUAUUGUCUACCGGCGGAUUAUGGUGCCCCAGAAUACCAGCAAAGAAUUCUGUACUGACUCUGGGCUGGUUGUCCCGAGUGUCUCCUAUGAGCUGCACAAGAAGCUGUUAUCGGUAGCUGAGAAGCAUGGUCUGACACUGGAACGUCGGUUGGAGAUGACUGGAGUUUGUGCCAGCCAAAUGGCCCUGACCCUGCUGGGAGGACCUAACAGAUUGAAUCCCAAGAAUGUCCACCAGAGGCCUACAGUAGCCCUACUUUGCGGUCCCCAUGUGAAGGGGGCUCAGGGGAUAAGCUGUGGGCGACACCUUGCCAACCACGAUGUUCACGUCAUCCUCUUCCUGCCCAACUUUGUCAAGAUGUUAGAGUCUAUCACCAAUGAACUAUCCCUCUUCAGCAAGACACAGGGCCAGCAGGUGUCCAGUCUCAAAGAUCUCCCCACCAGCCCUGUGGACCUGGUGAUCAAUUGCCUGGAUUGUCACGAGAAUGCCUUCCUCCGAGACCAGCCCUGGUACAAAGCAGCUGUGGACUGGGCCAAUCAGAACCGGGCGCCUGUCCUUAGCAUAGACCCGCCAAUGUGUGAGGCCGAGCUGGGCAUCGACGCCAAGUGGUCCCUGGCCCUGGGCCUGCCCUUGCCCCUCGGUGAACGUGCGGGACGUGUUUACCUGUGUGACAUCGGCAUCCCUCAGCAGGUGUUCCAGGAGGUGGGCAUCAACUACCGCUCACCUUUUGGCUGCAAAUUCGUCAUCCCGCUGCAUUCAACGUAGAGGUGAUGAGCCUGGCAGGGGCAUCCCGGGAUGGCCCAGAGGCUCUGGAGCCAGAUGCUGACACUUAAGAGAACGCCUUAAGGAUGCGAAGCUCCAUGGACAUUGUUGUGUUGUGUUUUGUUUGUUUUGUUUUCUUUAAGGUUUGUUUCUUCUGCAAGAAACAACAUAUUUAAAACUGAAGAGUAACUGCCCUUUGAAGGGGAGAGACAUCUCUGUAUAAGGCUGUCCCUUAGGGCUGAGGUGGGACCAGGGUGUGGGAAGCAUGGAGUGCCAGGCCUGCCACCCAGGGACCCACCCAAUAUGGCCAAGUGGCCUGUUUCUCAGUGGAGGGUUUUUGUUUACAGACACAGGCAGCUUUUGGACUGGGUUUGAGGUUUACAGCCACCAGACCCAACGGGGGCAAGGUAUCCCCAGCAACUCUUUGCUUUCCUCUUUCUCCUCUGGCUUUUCCUCUGCCCCCUAUCCCCAGUCCUUUUUUUUUUUUUUUUUAAUAAGCAGCCCCUGCCUCUAAUCAUGUCAGAUAUGCUGGGGUGCAUUUGUCCUUAUUGGGGGCUGGUUUCAUUUUCCUGUUGCUUUUAUGUUUAUGAUGGUAGCCAGAGUUGAGUUUUCUUUCCUGUCUUCCCUCAGUCCUGAGCCAUGUGGCCCAUGCAGAAAGCUGGUGUCCAGGAGGAAGCCUGGCCAGAUCUUGUCCAUCUGCUCUGCUGGAGCAACAAUUGAACACCAGUUUGUGGUUUUUUGUUGUUCUUUUGGUGUUAAUUUUUUCAUUUUGUCCUUGAUCUGACCCCGGGUACCCAGUAGACAUUUUUUUUUUCUCAAGGGGUCAGUGCAACCUUUAACUUCUCCCCCUCCCAAGCCAACUCUUGGGGAAGGGAGUAUCAUGUGUCCUGUCAGGCUGAUGUUUCCUGUGUUUGGUUUAACCCCUUUGAUUCUCAUGUUUUCAGCACGGGUAGCUUUGGGACAUAUUACUGUAGAGCCACAGUGCCCAUCCACCUCGCCAGCAGUACCCCUCCCUGCCUCCCCAGUGCCCAUGGGUUUUGUAGACUGUGCCAUCAUUGGGACCAAAGGCUAAAGUGAACUGGUCCUUCCACUGCCAUGUCCCUGGGGUUCCUUCCUCACCCACCAUGGUGGAUGGAUGAGGCCAUGUCUCAUCCCCCCGAGAGGAUCUUAGUGCCCAUGCAGAGAAGGGGCAUAGUUUUUGUUUGGUAUUGGGAGUUCCCUUGUGGGAAACUUGGUGCUGAGCCUCUAUCGAGGUUCCUGUUUUGAUUCCAGUACAGGGAGGUGUGUUCAGAGGGGCCUGAGGAGUUGAGGCUGUUGGUGAAAGCCACCAUUCCUAAUUCCAGUCAUUGGGCUUUUCUUACUUAAAUUAGCCAGGCUGUCUGCUCUUCAGCAUCUGCAUCCCUCAGGUCUCUCUUGGGGUGAAUACAGCAGCUAUUUUAUCCAAGAGGAGGGAGGGAGCCCUAGCAGCUAGGGGAAGAUUCAGGGGCCACACUUGAGCUACUCCAACUUUUACCUUUGCCAAGUGGCCUCUCCCCCCAGUAUCUGGGGCCACCCUGGUAUGGCCUGGCUGCCUGGCAGGCUGCUGUUGUGAUAUUUUGUGUGACGUGAUGCCCUUGGUCUCUCUGGCCCUUUGAGGCAGGCUUCUCAUCUCAGAGGUGCCAAAAAAGAAAGAAGUAUUGGUCUAACUAGAGGAAGUAUGCUGGGGGCAGCCUUUUGCCCUGCAGGGUUUACCAAGGAUUCUGUGGACUAUUUCAGCAAGAUGUCUCCCAGUUUUUGCACUUCCUCCUGAGGGUGCUGAUCAGGGAGGCACAAGGUCCAUCUUAAACUUUUCUAAUGCCAGCCUGUGAGCUCUUCCAGCCCUCUCCUGUCCUGUCCCAGCAGCUAGGGGAAAAGUCCCAAAGAGCUUGAUAUUUGGUGCCUUUGGAGGGGAGUGAGAUUUCACAGAGCCAGACAGAUUCAGUUGUCAUUUUGGUCCAAGCUCCAUUUUUCGGAAUUCAGGGUAGGUAGGCAGUGCCCCUCUGGUUUUUUUAAGUCCCUAGAUCAUACUGUGGGCAGAGUAGGGACCUUAGUAUAGAUUGUGAAAAUUUUUCUCUUUCCUGUAACUCAAAGGGUAAUGAUCCUCUGACAGGGAGAGGCCCUCUCCCUGGCAAAGGGCACUAAUGGAGCCAGGGCUGUGAGCUGUCAGCCUGGUCUCUCCCUUCCCUUCCUGGUAAGGGUAUCCUGCUCAGGGUUCCAGAGUUCCUCCCCCUGCCCUAGUCCUAAUUCUGUGGAAUAGCAAACCCAGCUUCCACAUGGCCUAUCCCCCAUCUAGUGUGGAGAAGAGGGCCUGUGCAGAAGCUUCAAGGCUGGUGCAGGCCCCUUGGGAGACAACAACCCCUCCCAUGAAGGGCUUUAGCUAUUCUGUAUGUGACAAAGGAAAGUUUGGGUUUCUUUAACGGAUGUGGAACAUUUUUCUAGGAUGGUGUGGAAAUUUGAGGAUGGGUAGCCCUUUGAAGGGUCUGAAUAGACAGUAAGAUAAGCUACCCUGGGAAGGAAGAGUUUGGGUUUGAGAAGGGUCUCCUGACUGCCUGCUCUUCCUGCUGAGGGAGAGUAGGGAGUCUGGCCCUCAACUGGUGCUUAGUUAGAAAGCUGAGGUGGAGAUCCAUAGGGCCAGCGGGGCUUCCUGAGGGGAGGGGGGACAGCUUUGUUUUCUUAAAAGCAUUUUUUACUCCAUCCUUGGUAGUUGAGGAAUAUAAUCUUUUCCUUAUUCCUCCUCAGUGCUGCUUAGGUUGUCACCUGCCCUAAUUUGUGUUAAAAGGAAGUAGCCUUUGAUUUUUGAUCUCCUUUUGCCCCAGAUAAUUUGACUCUCAAAAACAAAAGCUAGCCCCUCAGAGGUCUUUAUUCUCCCUCUGGCAGUUCAAUCAAGGCUGUUGAUUCUGCCACCUGGCCUUGGCUAUGUCUUUAGCCCCUCACCACAGAGGAUGAGAGGAGACCUCAUAAGACCGUUGAGAUUAUCGCUAGUGCAGCUGCUGAGAUGGGGGUAGGGGAUGACAAAAACCAGCACUAAAAUAAAGCUGAACUGACUGAG